Molecule: messenger RNA, 4016 nt
Organism: Anopheles stephensi (Asian malaria mosquito)
Lineage: Eukaryota; Metazoa; Arthropoda; Insecta; Diptera; Culicidae
Gene: sgl
Product: UDP-glucose 6-dehydrogenase
Exons: 3
Coding region: 739-2424 (561 amino acids)
Biological process (GO): polysaccharide biosynthetic process; glycosaminoglycan biosynthetic process
Cellular component (GO): nucleus; cytosol
Molecular function (GO): NAD binding; UDP-glucose 6-dehydrogenase activity
Source: RefSeq, a predicted model, not a curated record
GUGUUCCGCGUUUUCCGUGUUUUUCUGUGUAGUUAAGUGUCGAGUGCGAUUUGGGCUCCGUAAAAAUGCAAUCCCGUCCAGUAGCGAUGGUGGUGAUGCAGUGAAGAAUCACAGUGCACUACACAUAGCUCAAAGCCUUCCGUCCUAAGAUCUGCUUUACCGCACGGCCAACUCCCAUCCAUCCACCCGCAUUGGGACGACACGCAGGAGGAGGAGUUCGCUGUUGCCAGCAUCAGCAGCAGCGCCAGCCAGAUCAGGCCAGCGAAUAGUAGGGGGAAUGGUCGCACCGGACGCACGCUUGUCGACAUCAGCAUUAACGGCAGCGGCAGCAUCAUCAUCAGCGUCAGUACCAUCAUCGUGCCAGCCAGUCGUGGACAAGCAGUCGGGGUGAUUGGUUGCGCGUUUGAAUCGGGUUCCACUUUGACCCAUACGCUUAGGCCCACACAACGGCCAGCAGGGGAAGCAGCAGCAGCAGCAGCAGCAGCAUUGUCGCACAUCACAGAACGACCAGGACCACGUGGCGUGGAGUCCAUAAGCAAUUGGAAGCGGUAGUAGCAGCGUGAUAGCAAUUCGAAUGGUGAUCGUGAUUGAAAGCAUAUAUCGUUUCGGCACAGUGUAAAAUCGCUUGAUCGUAUAUCGCCUUUUCUGGCCCUUGUUGUGCGUGCGUGUGUUCCGUGUGCUAGUGCGAAAAGUUUAUCUCAGCACCAGAGGCAAGAAAGUCAAACGACGGGCGACAAAAUGGUUAUUUCGAAAAUUUGCUGUAUCGGUGCUGGAUACGUCGGUGGGCCCACGUGCAGCGUGAUGGCACUCAAGUGUCCCGAUAUCCAGAUAACGGUCGUCGAUCGUAGCACCGAACGGAUAGCCCAGUGGAACUCGGACAAGCUGCCAAUUUACGAGCCCGGCCUGGAUGAGGUGGUCCGUCAGUGCCGCAACCGCAACCUGUUCUUCUCCACCGACAUCGAGAAAGCCAUCCAGGAAGCGGAGCUCAUCUUCAUCUCCGUUAACACGCCCACCAAAACGUACGGCAAUGGGCGAGGCCGUGCGGCGGAUCUGAAGUACGUCGAGGGCUGCGCCCGCAUGAUCGCCGAGAUGUCACAGAACAGUAAGAUCGUGGUGGAGAAGAGCACGGUACCGGUACGGGCGGCCGAAAGCAUCAUGCACAUCCUCAAGGCCAACCACAAACCGGGCGUUAAGUAUGACAUCCUAUCGAACCCGGAGUUUCUUGCCGAAGGCACGGCAGUGGAGGACCUGCUCAAGCCCGACCGUGUCCUGAUCGGGGGCGAGCAAACGCCCGAAGGGCAGGCAGCGAUCGAAAAGCUGUGCUGGGUGUACGAGCAUUGGAUCCCGAAGAAGAACAUCAUCACGACCAACACGUGGAGCUCGGAGUUGUCGAAGCUGGCGGCGAACGCAUUCCUGGCGCAGCGCAUUUCCUCCAUCAACUCGCUGUCGGCCGUGUGUGAGGCGACCGGUGCGGACGUAUCGGAGGUGGCCCGUGCCGUGGGGCUGGAUUCACGCAUUGGGCCAAAGUUUUUGCAGGCAUCGGUCGGGUUCGGGGGCAGCUGCUUCCAGAAGGAUAUCCUCAAUCUGGUGUACAUCUGCGAGGGGCUCAAUCUGCCCGAGGUGGCCGCCUACUGGCAGCAGGUGAUCGACAUGAACGAUUACCAGAAGACGCGCUUCUCGCAGAAGAUUAUCGAGUGCCUGUUCAACACGGUCACCGACAAGCGCAUCUCGAUACUGGGCUUUGCGUUUAAGAAAAACACCGGCGACACGCGCGAAACGCCCGCGAUUACCGUCUGCCGGACGCUGCUGGACGAGGGCGCCCAGCUGAACAUCUACGAUCCGAAGGUGGAACCGGAGCAGAUCAUUGCCGACCUGACGCACCCGAAGGUUACCGAGAGCCCGGAGCACGUGAAGCGGGCGGUGCAGAUCUUUGCCGAUCCGUACGAUGCGGUCCGGGGCACGCAUGCCCUCGUCGUGUGCACCGAAUGGGAUGAGUUUGUCGUAUGUCAUCAAUGUCACCGCCACAUCGCGUCGAAGCCGACGGUUGCGGGACAUCCGAACCAAACCUACCACCACCUUCCGCCCCACCAUCCUUCGUCAAACCACGAACCACGGUGCCCGGUCGAUUCUAAUACUGUACCCGUUGUCCCUUUUGCUUUCUUCCCGCAGAGUCUCAACUACGAGCGCAUCUACGCGUCGAUGAUGAAGCCGGCGUACAUCUUCGACGGGCGCAAGAUACUGCCGCACGAGCGGCUCCAACAGAUCGGAUUCCACGUGCAGACGAUCGGGAAGCGGCUGCUGCAGCAGGACAGCACCGCGCCCACUGCGCGGCCCGCCCUACCGGCGCCGGUGGUGGCCCACCAUCUGACGAAUGGGCAUGGGCCGCUACCGGCCAACGGGGACGGCCCCAGUGCGCAGGCCUAGUAGCUCUGUUGCCUCGUAGAUAGUAGUAGUAGUAGUAGUGCCGCUAGUGACAUCGCUUCACCCGACGACACCGACCACCCGGACCACCGUGACCCGCGGCGCAUAGCCUUCGAUGCGGCCGCCGGCUGGUUGCAGUGCUUCCUGCGUAUGGAUUGUACCGGAGCGUCGACGAAACCACCCGCCGCCACCGCUGCCGAUCGUGCGACGUCGGGUCGGCUAGCGCGACGAUCGUCACCACCGCCAGCACCACCACCGACACCGCACCGCUUCCAGCUCGGUUGCCGGAUCGUGCGUACCGUGCGUACCAGCGUCCAGAGUGACGCCAUCCUUGGCGGUGUAACGUCCACGGUGGAAAGUCUGCUCGGGCAAAGGCCGCGCAGCAGAACGAGAAGCACACCCGGCGGCAGCACAUCCGGUGACGACAACAUUACGAUACCACCGGAAGAUAGAAAGUAUUACUACUGAUGAUGGUUGCCGCCGCCGUUCGGGUGGGUCGGUCGGUCGUGCGUGCGUGGCAACUACUCUUCUCGAGGGGCUCUAUCCUGCGCUUUCACCACCUAUCAUCCUCCAACUAUCUUCGCUUCCUUCGUGCGCCGUUGCAUUUAGGCUUAAGACGACCGUAUGUGAGAGACACGACGCAGGGGCCGUACACAUCACCACAGUGGUGCUUUUUCUACAUUUAGGUUAGGAAUGAUGGCGCCAUCUUCUCUCGAACGGGAGGGCGCCCAAUCGAAACGAAUCUAUACUCAAGUAGUGCUUUCGCGUAUUAUCCUCUUCCCAUUGUAUGUAUCCCUCCCUGUAGCUGCAUAGACAAGGCAAGGCGAGAGAUAGAGAGAGAGAGACCGCAGAAGAUAUUCACUACGUGUAGCGCGAACGCAUUAGGAUAAGCAAGACGCGACACCCGGUAGAAGGAUACGUUCGAACGUACAGCCGGAUUUCUUAGGACAGAUCGACCGACCGACCGACAGACAGUCAGACAGACAUGCUGCUACUACUACUACUACUAACGCGGUUUGUAGAGGCGCUUUUUGCUGUAGUAUUUUUGCAUUUCUUUACUUUUGUAUGAAAAUCCCAUAUAUAUUGCUAAGAACGUGUAGUAUUUUUUCGUAACGUAAGAACAAAGGCAAGCACAACAGCACACACCACACAACACACAACACAGCCCCCGCAAGCAUUAUCGAUAGUGUUUUUUUACGCCACAAGCACACACACACACACACACACACACACACACACGUAAUACACACGUGCCUGCUGUCCCACGUGUGCUAGUGUUUGUUUGAAGUAACUGGUAAUGGAAGGAAGGAUCUACUAAUUGCUUAUUACUGUGCAAUAUAACGCAAUCCCGAGGGAUGUUGUGUUUUGUCCGAGACAAAACUCAAUGCACUUUCUUCCCCCGACCGAAUCCGAGCAAACAAACAAAGAAGAACGAUUUAUUAUGUAGUAUUGAACCAUCAAUCGCGUAAUGGAAACACUUCGAUUUAGCUAGUAACGUUGUAAUACGGUUCCCCUGGAAAGCCGGGGAGUGGUGCAUCACUGUACGAAUUGUGAGAGUAUAAAAUGAUAAAAAUAAACGAUUUAAGCCACUAUUA